CAGGACACAGCUAUUGGCUCAUUGCCUGUAAAAUCCCCAUGGGGCUUUUUUUUCCAUGCACGAGACUAGCCCUAUGCCAUGACUCUGUCCACCUUUCCUCGAAUCGUGGAGAAAGCUCUAUGUUUCCCCAUGGGAUGACUUUCUGGGGUAGAAAUAGAGGCCAUGCCACCGGAUAUGAUCAUCUGAAUAUUACCGACACCGAGCAGAUAUCUAGAUAGGAACUCACGGGCUUGCUCUUAUUGACAUUUGUGUUCUCACAACAUGGCAGUUGAGAAACCGUCUGCACCGGGGCACAAUGCCCUCAUCAACAGCCGAGCGGAGGCUGUGGCCGUACAGGUCAUGGAGCAACAAGGCUGGCUAGAGAGAAAGCUGAAACCAAAGAAAAUCACAGCUCGAUAUCCAUUCAAAGGAUCGCCAUUGCUAUAUGCGACAUGCGCGUUUGGUAGUCUGGGAGAUGCCCUGUUCGGGUACAAUUCUGGAAUUAUGUCUGGUCUGCUGGUGAACCCUGUUUUUGUGUCGCGCUUCUUCAAGGACUAUGGCGGCGCAGACGGCACAACAUCCGCAGUGAAUCCCUCCAUUACCGGUAUAUCGGUCGCCUGUCUACAAGCAUCAGCAGCGGUGGGCGCAUUGAUCGCAGGCAGACUCGGGGACAUGAUCGGGCGCAAGAAGUGUGUCCGCCUCGGUGGCUUCAUCUACUUCUUCAGCGCAUUCAUCCAAAUGUUCGCACCAGGAUUUGCAACAUUUAUCGCUGGUCGCACCAUCCAGGGGCUGGGAGUCGGAUUCCUUUCGAUGACUGUGCCCAUCAUCCAGACGGAGAUUGCCGCACCGCAUGCCCGUGGUCUGAUGGUAGGGAUAGAGUAUACCUUCCUAAUUGCCGGAUACAUGCUGUCGUGCUGGGUGGACUAUGGAUUCCAUUUCCUCCUGCCGAGUGCGAUGUCGUGGCAAGGGCCGUUCAUCGUUCAAAUCAUCCUCUCGUUCAUCCUCUUAGCCAUGUCCUUCUUUCUCCCGGAGACUCCUCGUUGGCUGGCUAAAAAUGGCUUCAUGCAAGAAAGUUUGCAGACUGUGGCCGACCUUCACGCCAACGGUGAUACCGAGGCAGAGCACGUACAACAGGUCUUCACUGAAAUCCAGGAAGCCGUCAUCUACGAAACCAACCUGGGGAAGUCAAGUUGGAAGGAGAUGUUUACGAGAUAUCGGAAGAGAACCAUUGUCGGUAUCACAGUGCAAAUGUUCGCUCAGCUCAACGGAAUCAACAUCAUCUCGUUUUACCUUCCCAGCACUCUCGCAUCCGCAGGCUUCGACGAGAGGAAAUCCCUGCUGUUCACCGCCGCCAACGCACUCCCUUAUACUGCGGCCACCGUUGCAACCUGGUGGUUAGCUGAUCGAUGGGGUCGAAAGCCGUUACUGAUUCUUGGUGGCCUCGGAAUGGCAGUCCUGCUCAGCAUUGUCUGUGCCUUCACCCAGGCAAACCUGGACAUUCACGUCAAGGCCAACGGCCAGUACGCCUUUGUUAUGCUCUACAAUAUCGUGUACGGUUUCACCUGGGGGCCAAUGCCGUGGCUUCUGCCCGCUGAAAUCUUCCCUCUUCGUGGCCGCAGUAAAGGAAUGGCGCUUGCUACCACCAGCAAUUGGAUCUUCAACUUCAUCAUCGGGAUGGUAUCCCCCGACGCGUUCGCAGGCAUCCAUGGGUACUUCUACCUGGUCAUCGCGGGGUUUUGUCUGUUUUCCGCCGGAUUGGUCCAUUUUUAUUAUUUGGAGACCGCCAAUCAUACCCUGGAGGAGAUUGCGGUAUUGUUCGGCGACCAGGCUUUUGCAGAUGGGGAGGGAGAAGCCAUGGAUGCGGCUAAUUUGUGGACGGACCAUGGCAAGGAGCGUGUAUGAUACAUGUUCUUACCUUCAGCAAACCAUCUAGAAGCGCUUGAGAUGUUGAGGAAGAGUCAAAGAGUCGUUGCCGUCUAGUGAACGAUGGAGAGCUGAAGUGGGAAAGGAGUUAUCGGGAAUUUUGAAGUACAGUACCAGCCUUAGUGUCUCAUAAUAAUGGCGCAGAAUAAAUUUAAAGAAAGAUAUAAGCCCAGCAUAUUAAAU
Messenger RNA from Aspergillus alliaceus, 2085 nucleotides. RefSeq names its product sugar porter family MFS transporter. Gene Ontology annotation, biological process: transmembrane transport; carbohydrate transport. Gene Ontology annotation, molecular function: carbohydrate:proton symporter activity. Lineage: Eukaryota; Fungi; Ascomycota; Eurotiomycetes; Eurotiales; Aspergillaceae. The transcript is spliced from 4 exons. Gene Ontology annotation, cellular component: membrane. The record is from RefSeq and is a predicted model, not a curated record. Bases 262 to 1881 code for a protein of 539 amino acids.